Propithecus coquereli (Coquerel's sifaka) is the source of this 706-nucleotide messenger RNA. It is a transcript of the gene FBL, whose product is annotated as fibrillarin. Gene Ontology annotation, cellular component: box C/D methylation guide snoRNP complex; Cajal body; nucleolus. Gene Ontology annotation, biological process: rRNA methylation; box C/D sno(s)RNA 3'-end processing. Lineage: Eukaryota; Metazoa; Chordata; Mammalia; Primates; Indriidae. The transcript has 6 exons. The record is from RefSeq and is a predicted model, not a curated record. The coding region runs from base 1 to 624 and encodes 207 amino acids. Gene Ontology annotation, molecular function: histone H2AQ104 methyltransferase activity; rRNA methyltransferase activity; RNA binding.
AUGGAUGAAGAGACGGAUGGGCGGAUUGGGAAAAGGGAGGGAGAUGACAAAAUCGAGUACCGAGCCUGGAACCCCUUCCGCUCCAAGCUGGCGGCAGCAAUCCUGGGCGGUAUAGACCAGAUCCACAUCAAGCCAGGGGCCAAGGUGCUCUACCUCGGGGCCGCCUCAGGCACCACUGUCUCCCAUGUCUCCGACAUCGUAGGCCCGGAUGGUCUAGUCUAUGCAGUUGAGUUCUCCCACCGCUCUGGCCGUGACCUCAUUAACUUGGCCAAGAAGAGGACCAACAUCAUCCCUGUGAUUGAGGAUGCUCGGCACCCGCACAAGUACCGCAUGCUUAUCGCAAUGGUGGAUGUGAUCUUUGCGGACGUGGCCCAGCCAGACCAGACCCGGAUUGUAGCCCUGAAUGCCCACACCUUCCUGCGUAAUGGAGGACACUUUGUGAUUUCCAUUAAGGCCAACUGCAUUGACUCCACAGCCUCAGCCGAGGCGGUGUUUGCUUCGGAAGUGAAAAAGAUGCAGCAGGAGAACAUGAAGCCCCAGGAGCAGCUGACCCUAGAGCCAUACGAAAGAGACCAUGCCGUGGUCGUGGGUGUGUACAGGCCACCCCCCAAGGUGAAGAACUGAAGCCCAGUGCUGUCUGGAUUUCGAGAGAUGUGUGUUGAUACUGUUGCACGUGUGUUUUUUCUAUUAAAAGACUCAUCCGUCU